GCGCCGGGCCGGGCAUGGCUGCGGGGGCGGCGGGGCCGGGCGGCGCCGAGCGCUACUUCACACGCUGGUACAAGCCAGACGUGAAGGGGCGGCCGUGCGAGGACUUCUGCGUGCUGCAGCACUCCAACAGAAUUUGUGUCAUCACCUUGGCAGAAGCCCAUCCCCUUCUUCAAAGUGGGAAAACAAUUAAAAACAUUAAUUACCAAAUCAGUGCCAACUGUAGCAGACUUCAGAAUAAGGUCUCUGGGAAGUCAAAAAGGGGAGCUCAGUUUUUAACAGAACUUGCCCCUCUGUGCAGGAUAUCUUCAUCAGAUGGAGAGGAAUACACCAUUUACAGUUGCAUACGAGGGCGACUGAUUGAAGUGAAUGAGAACAUCCUUAGUAAUCCUGCUCUUCUGCAAGAAAAGCCAUCAACGGAGGGGUACAUUGCAGUGGUUCUACCCAAAUUUGAAGAAAGCAAGAGUAUAACUCAGGGACUUCUGACACAGAAGGAGUACGAGGAAGUUUUGCUGAAACGCCGCAGUUCUGCUUCAUGAAAUCAAUUCU
This is a messenger RNA of Hirundo rustica (Barn swallow), 546 nucleotides long. It is a transcript of the gene ABITRAM, whose product is annotated as actin binding transcription modulator. Gene Ontology annotation, molecular function: actin filament binding; actin monomer binding. Gene Ontology annotation, biological process: regulation of filopodium assembly; dendrite morphogenesis; regulation of actin filament polymerization. The record is from RefSeq and is a predicted model, not a curated record. Bases 15 to 536 code for a protein of 173 amino acids. Gene Ontology annotation, cellular component: filopodium tip; nucleus; dendrite. The transcript has 6 exons. NCBI's taxonomy places the organism in Eukaryota, Metazoa, Chordata, Aves, Passeriformes, Hirundinidae.